GGUGAGGUAAUCGUCCCCGUAACUGCAGACCAAAGCCACGGAAAAGCGGCGAGCGUGUCAAAGCCAAGCGCAGCGACACCGACCGCCCCUUCACCUGCCUCCCAGGCAGAAGGGAAGUGUGGAGGGCCAGAAGGAUGGUGCAGUCCUGUUCCGCCUACGGCUGCAAGAACCGGUACGAUAAGGACAAGCCCGUCUCCUUCCACAAGUUUCCUCUGACUCGCCCCAGUCUCUGUAGACAGUGGGAGGCAGCUGUUAGAAGAAAGAACUUCAAGCCCACCAAGUACAGCAGCAUCUGCUCCGAGCACUUCACCCCGGACUGCUUUAAGAGAGAGUGCAACAACAAGCUGCUCAAAGAGAACGCUGUGCCCACAAUAUUCCUUUGUACUGAGCCACAUGACAAGAAGGAAGAUCUGGAGUCCCAAGAACAGCUUCCCUCUCCUCCUUCACCCCCUGCGUCCCAGGUCGAUGCUGCCAUUGGCCUGCUGAUGCCCCCUCUCCAGACCCCCGACAACCUCUCAGUGUUCUGCGACCACAAUUACACUGUGGAGGAUACAAUGCACCAGAGGAAGAGGAUCCUGCAGCUGGAGCAGCAGGUUGAAAAGCUCAGGAAGAAGCUCAAGACCGCGCAGCAGCGGUGCCGAAGGCAGGAGAGACAGCUGGAAAAGCUGAAGGAGGUUGUGCACUUUCAAAGAGAGAAAGACGACGCGUCAGAAAGGGGCUAUGUGAUUCUGCCACAUGACUACUUCGAAAUUGUUGAAGUACCAGCAUGAAAAAGAUGUAAUUGUGGCACAAGACUGCAUACCCCCUGUUAGCCUGCAUACAGGAGUUCAUUUGAACAGCUAGCACUAAUUACUUGUAUAAAAAGAAACAAUAUUUUUUUAAAAUAAAUUAGAUAUAUACUGUAAAAUUGUAAUUUUUUUGUUUGUAACUUCAGAGUUUUUACAUUUUAACAAAAUAUUAAAAAAAAAAAAAUCUUUAGACUGCCAAUAUAAUGUGUAUUGGUUUCAAGGUGGACUGUUUUUCAUUUGAGUAUUUAUAGAAAUAAUGUAAAAACAAAGAGUAAAGAGGAUAAUGGUGCAGAAAAGAUGAUUUAAGUUUAAAAAUUAGCAUUAAAGGCCUUUAUUGAGAUAACUUAUUAUAAUUUAAAUCAGAAGUUGAGCUCAUAGGACACAGCCUCUCGGCAUAAAGAGAGGUAUGUACACAUUUGUAUUUAUAGUCAGAGCUUCAGUUGUUUUUCUCAAUCAUUUGUCAAACAUGAACUGUCAAGUUAAUAUUUGAGGGAAAUAAUAUUUUGCUGUCUUCAAGUCAAUCCAAGUUAAUAGAGUAGAUUUUUACAAGUAGGUCUGUAUAAUCCCUAGCUUUAUAAAAUUGGAAAUGUGAAUAUUGGGCACUGGGCUGGCGAGAUGGCUCGGAGGGUGAAGAUGCCUGUCAUAUAAGCCCGGCGACCUGAGUUUAACCCCUGGGACCCAGGGAAAGGUAGAAGGAGAGAGCCAGCUCCUCGGUGUUGUCUUCGGUCCCCUACAUGUGCAGUAGUGUGUGUGCACACUUUUUAAAACGAUGAAAAUUGGAGUCUGGUUCCUGAUAGGCUCUCAUCACCCCCUAGCCAAAGGCACCUCAUUCCACAGCUGUAGUUAAAUCUGCAUUCAGACCUCUGACAAAUUAUCUCAGUAGUUUCAUUUGUAUAACUGUUUGAUUUUGGUCAAGAUGUUGCAUUAAAAACCAUUUUUCACCCUUCAGUUAGAAAUUAUAUCCAAUUUACCUCAAGUGACUUAAGUUCAGAAGUAACGUGUUGUGUCUCGAGUGCUGAGACUUAAAUAUUGUGGUUUCUGUUCACACUGUGGAUUGUGUUCUGACUGAGAAAGCUUAUAUAUAUUUGAAAUGAAAAUAUGUUCUGAGUAGACAAAUGGCUGAUAAAAGACUUCUCUAUUUAGGUUUAGGAGAACCAUAUUUUCUAUUUCAUAGUACACUGUAGCUGAGGAGUAGCAGACCUUUAAAGACAGUAUUAAAGAUAUGCUAUUCAACUAUCUUGUGGCUCUGCCUUUUCUUUCUGACUGACUGCCAUGCUGAGAAGAGAUAGCACUUUUUUUUUUCUAUUUUGUUUUUGAGAUAGGGUUUCU
Molecule: messenger RNA, 2117 nt
Organism: Acomys russatus (golden spiny mouse)
Lineage: Eukaryota; Metazoa; Chordata; Mammalia; Rodentia; Muridae
Gene: Thap1
Product: THAP domain containing 1
Exons: 3
Coding region: 135-770 (211 amino acids)
Molecular function (GO): sequence-specific DNA binding
Source: RefSeq, a predicted model, not a curated record